AUGCUCGGAUUUGUCUUCCGCUUUUCAAAAGGCUUAAGCGACACGGCCUUAAAGACUUUGUACUGCACUUUGGUACGCCAAAUCCUUGAAUAUGGCUCUCCAGUAUGGAACCCCCACCAGAAGUUUCUCAUAGAGGAACUAGAGUCUAUCCAAAGAAGAUUUCUCCGAAUGGUGGGUGUCAGGAACGGUCUUCCCUAUCGUCAGGUUCCCAUCGAGGAAGUAUCUCGUGAUCUGGGACUCCAAUCUCUUGCUGAUCGCAGAUUCACGGCUGACGUUGUACUGCUGUCAAAGAUCCUUAACGGCAUGAUCGACUGUCCCGAUAUGCUGAGCCAGAUCCUGUUCAGGACCCCUUCAGCCACUCGUUCCAGAGACCUGUUCGCUAGGCAGCAACAUCGUACCAACUAUGCAGCAAACGACACGAUGUACCGACUUCAGAGAUCUGGUAAUAGCGUCGCCGACGUCGUUGACUUUUUCUCGGACAGUAUACCAGUGCUCAAGAGGAGGAUCGCCAGUCUGCAUGAGUUGUCUGUCUAG
This is a messenger RNA of Macrosteles quadrilineatus (aster leafhopper), 534 nucleotides long. RefSeq lists its product as uncharacterized. The record is from RefSeq and is a predicted model, not a curated record. The transcript has a single exon. NCBI's taxonomy places the organism in Eukaryota, Metazoa, Arthropoda, Insecta, Hemiptera, Cicadellidae. Bases 1 to 534 code for a protein of 177 amino acids.